GCAUUGUGGCCAUUGGCGGCUCAGUCUGUUACUCUCUAUUGGGCUGCGCACACGCAUUGAGUGGUUCCUUGCGUACACUAUGGAGGCGAACGGUACAUCGUUUUUAGACAGAGUGCUUAGUUUAGUUAAGGAGGACCGGUCUGAAAGUGUGCCGCUCGUACAGUUCAAACAUCCUAAGGAUUUGGAGGCAAUACUGGAUUUGGACGUGAAAGAAGGUGUAAAUGACAAAGACCUGGAGGCAUGCGUCCGCGAGGUGUUGAAGUACAGCGUGAAGACACAUAAGGCUACGUUCAAGAACCAGCUGUUCUGUGCCACGGAUCCUUAUGGGCUGGCCGGAGCUUGGCUUGCAGAGGCUUGUAAUACUAGUCAGUACACUUUCGAAGUAGGUCCAGUUUUCACCCUGAUAGAAGUAAAACUUCUGAACCAUAUCCUCAAAGUCUUCGGCAUUCCCAAUGGGGAUGGGAUCUUCAGCCCUGGAGGCAGUGUCUCCAUGAUGUACGGGCUGGUGGCUGCCCGGUACAAGGCGUUCCCAGAAAUCAAGACGAAAGGCAUGAGAAAUCUACCCGAAAUGGUUAUUUUUACUUCUCAAGAUAGCCACUACUCCAUCAAGAAGUCAGCUCAUUGGCUAGGUUUUGGUACAGACAGUAUCAGAAUCAUGCCCACCAAUGCCCACGGUCAGAUGCUGGUGGACAAACUAGAUGAAGCUAUCCAGAUUGAGAAGGACCUUGGCAGGUGUCCACUGUUCGUGAAUGCCACAGCUGGUACAACGGUGAUGGGUGCGGUUGAUGACCUGGAAGCUAUAGCUGAUGUCUGCAAGAAACAUGGAGUUUGGAUGCAUGUUGAUGGCUGUUGGGGAGGAAGUCUGAUGCUGUCACCUAAAUAUAGGAGCAAACUAAAAGGUAUUGAACGAGCCAACUCAAUAGCUUGGAACCCUCACAAAAUGAUGGGAGCGCCCCUGCAAUGUUCCGUCUUCAUGGUUCGAGACAAGGGGCUACUCCACGAAGCCAACUGCGCCGCUGCACAGUAUCUGUUCGCACAGGACAAGUUCUACGACGUGUCUUACGAUACGGGGGACAAGAGCGUGCAGUGUGGGAGGAAGAUAGACUCAUUCAAGUUAUGGAUGAUGUGGAAAGCGCGAGGUGACGUGGGACUCAGUGAGCUUGCAGACAGAACGAUGGCGACAGCGCAAUUCUGUAUGGAGACUGUGGCAAUCAGACCAGGUUUCAAACUGGUGUCCAAUGUCCUGCAGUGUCCCAAUGUAUGCUUCUGGUACAUUCCUACCUUCAUGAGGGGAAAGGCUGAAGAUGAACAGUGGUGGGAGAUUAUGCACAAGGUAACCCCAAAGAUCAAGGAGCUACUAAUUCUAAGCUCUCAGCUGAUGGUGGCCUACUCUCCUCUGCAGCAUCACAAGAACUUCUUCCGCCUGGCGUUCACCUUCCACCCACAGGUAGACCACCACCAAGUGCUGCAGAUGCUGGACUCUAUUGAGCAGUGCGGUGAGACUGUGACCAUGGAUAUGUUGACCUAAAGCAGUAUAUUCGCAUUUUAUUCCAUGUAAGAUAGUAAUUAUGAGAUGUCUUUGUAAUAAUGUAAUAUUUACGCUGUAAGGUGCAAACUGCUUUGGGCAGCAUUUUGUAAAUAUUUGGUGACAUGACUGAUUCGCUGCCAUGAAAUAAAGUGGGAGUUAUGGCUCCAGAUAUUACUACCAUCAGCCUACUGUAAUAGUAAUGUUACCUGACCAAAAUAACAGUAAUCUUAGUAUGAGUAAAAUAAAGUAAUCGAAACGAGAGGGCGUCCGCCGCUCUGAUUAGCCGAUUCUAAUAAACCAACCAAUCAGAGCAACGAAUGCGCUUUACUUGAAAUGUAUAGCAAACUCGUACUAAGGGUACAGUUUAAAUGCGAUGACCGAUAAUUUCGUUACCAAAAAAAACGUUCAAUAAUAUUUUAAGUCAGAAACAUUGUUUUUACAUGACAUAUAUUAUUUUGUGUAAUGUGAGAUGAAUAUGUAAUGUAGUGUAUAUUUUUCUUAAACAUUUUAAUUAUUGUACUUGCUCUGUUUUGUGACGUUAUGUUAUAAAUAAACAUAUUACAAAUUAUUUUAUUAACUACAUAUGUUUUAAUAGAUAAGAAGGUACAUACAGUACAUAGUACACACAUUUAUGCCAUUAAACAUGUUGCCAAUAAACGAUAGUUUCUAAAAC
Spodoptera frugiperda (fall armyworm) is the source of this 2201-nucleotide messenger RNA. Its product is annotated as cysteine sulfinic acid decarboxylase. The transcript has 8 exons. The record is from RefSeq and is a predicted model, not a curated record. Gene Ontology annotation, biological process: carboxylic acid metabolic process. Gene Ontology annotation, molecular function: carboxy-lyase activity; pyridoxal phosphate binding. NCBI's taxonomy places the organism in Eukaryota, Metazoa, Arthropoda, Insecta, Lepidoptera, Noctuidae. Gene Ontology annotation, cellular component: cytoplasm. The coding region runs from base 80 to 1528 and encodes 482 amino acids.